Messenger RNA from Orycteropus afer afer, 1860 nucleotides. RefSeq names its product solute carrier family 8 member B1 (gene SLC8B1). Lineage: Eukaryota; Metazoa; Chordata; Mammalia; Tubulidentata; Orycteropodidae. Gene Ontology annotation, biological process: calcium export from the mitochondrion; intracellular calcium ion homeostasis. Gene Ontology annotation, molecular function: calcium:sodium antiporter activity. The record is from RefSeq and is a predicted model, not a curated record. Gene Ontology annotation, cellular component: membrane.
AUGUCGGUGGCGGAAGGUCCUGCAGCGCGGGCCAGCGGGAGGGACCGGGAAGGCCUCCGCGCCCAACGGAGUCCUGGUUCCAAGUCUGCGGGCCCGAGCCCGGCCCGAGAAGGGGAAGUGGUGGAUGAGGCUGGGCCCAUAGGGCUAAUGGCCGCCAGGUGGCUGAUGGUGGAGACCAUGUUCAGAGCAGAGCCUGGGGGCCCAUCCGCAGGGGCCCCUAUCAGCCCCCUGCUUCCAACUGCAGGUGUGAAUAAGUCCCACACAGUGGACUGCCGUGAGGUAUGUGGCCUGAACGUCUCUGACCGUUGUGACUUCAUCCGAACCAACCCCGACUGCCACAGUGCUGGAGGCUACCUGGACUACCUUGAAGGCAUCUUCUGCGUCUUCUCCCCCAGUCUCCUCCCUCUGGCCAUCACUCUUUACGUUCUCUGGCUCCUUUACUUGUUUUUGAUUCUGGGAGUCACCGCAGCAAAGUUUUUCUGCCCUAACCUGUCAGCCAUUUCUACCACUCUCAAGCUCUCCCACAAUGUGGCUGGUGUCACCUUCCUGGCCUUUGGCAACGGUGCUCCUGACAUCUUCAGUGCACUGGUGGCUUUCUCGGACCCGCGCACAGCCGGCCUGGCCUUUGGGGCACUGUUUGGUGCUGGCGUGCUGGUCACCACGGUGGUGGCGGGUGGCAUCGCCAUCCUGCAACCCUUCACAGCCGCCUCCAGGCCCUUCCUCAGGGACAUCAUUUUCUACAUGGUAGCUGUGUUCCUGACCUUCACCGCACUCUACUCUGGCCGGGUCACGCUGGCCUGGGCCCUGGGCUACCUGAGCUUGUAUGUGUUCUACGUGGUCACUGUGGUUCUGUGCACCUGGAUCUACCGACAGUAUCGGAGCAAAUCCCUGGUUUACUCCAUGCCGGGCACUCCAGAGCUGCUGUCAGACUCCGAGGAUGACCAGGUGUCUUCUAAUACCAACAGCUAUGACUAUGGGGAUGAGUACCGGCCACUGGUCUCCUACCAGGAGACCACGGCCCAGAUCCUGGCCCGAGCCCUCAACCCACUGGACUAUAGGAAGUGGCGGAACAAGUCUGCCUACUGGAGGGUCCUCAAGGUGUUCAAGUUGCCCGUGGAAUUCGUGCUGCUCCUCACGGUACCCGUCGUGGACCCAGACAGAAACAGCAAAAGGAUGGAGACAAUGUUUCAUAUGUCUUUCUUUUCUAUAAAAUGUGACUGGAGCUUGAGGGCAGGGCUGUAUGGCCUCUAUGAGAUUGGCAGCCUCUUUCCUGUCUGGGGCAUGGUGGUGAUUGUGGGCACAGCCUUGGCUGCAGUGACCUUCUUUGCCACAUCCAACACCGAGAUCCCCAGGCUUCACUGGCUCUUUGCUUUCCUGGGCUUCCUGACCAGCGCCCUGUGGAUCAACGCAACUGCCACGGAGGUGGUGAACAUCUUGAGGUCCCUGGGCGUGGUCUUCCGACUGAGCAACACGGUCCUUGGGCUCACACUGCUGGCCUGGGGGAACAGCAUUGGAGAUGCCUUCUCAGAUCUCACCCUGGCCCGCCAGGGCUACCCGCGGAUGGCGUUCUCGGCCUGUUUUGGCGGCAUCAUCUUCAAUAUCCUCGUGGGAGUGGGACUGGGCUGCCUGCUGCAGAUCUCCCGGGGCCACCCGGACGUGAAGCUGGAGCCGGAUGGACUGCUGGUGUGGGUCUUGGCCGGUGCCCUGGGGCUCAGUCUUGUCUUCUCCCUGGUCUCGGUCCCUGUGCAGUGCUUCCAGCUGAACAGAGCCUAUGGCGGCUGCCUGCUCCUCUUCUACGUCAACUUCCUCAUUGUGGCCCUACUCACCGAAUUCGGAGUGAUUCACUUGAAAAGUGUGUGA